AUGUUAGCAAAGUACUUUAAGAGAGGGAUCUAUGCGGUCUGUAAAUUUGGCUUGAAGGCAUUUGAUUAUAUAAAAGAAAAUGGUGGAAUCGAUUCGGAAUCAUCAUAUCCAUAUGAAGCAAAAGAAGGUCCAUGUCGUUACUCAAAUCGAACUCGACUGUCAACUGAUAGCGGUAAAGUUGACUUGCCGGAAGGUGACGAAAUGCAGCUUCAAGAAGCAGUAGCAAAUAUUGGAACAAUAUCAGUUGCAAUUAAUGCGAGAUAUUUAAGCUUAUAUGACGAAGGUAUUUUCACACGUGCUAAUUGCUCAUCCGAAGAAUUAGAUCAUGGUGUUCUAGUGGUAGGUUACGGAACUGAAGAAGUACGAGGAAAAAAUCUCGAUUAUUGGAUUGUUAAAAAUAGCUGGGGUAAAGAUUGGGGUGAGAACGGUUAUUUCCGGUUAACAAGAAAUAAAAAGAAUAUGUGCGGCAUAGCAAGUGCAGCGAGUUAUCCGAUUGUACCGAAAGAAUUAAUAAUGUCAUUAAUGGAUUAA
This is a messenger RNA of Brugia malayi, 531 nucleotides long. It is a transcript of the gene Bma-cpl-1.2, whose product is annotated as fibroinase precursor, putative. The transcript is spliced from 4 exons. The coding region runs from base 1 to 531 and encodes 176 amino acids. Gene Ontology annotation, molecular function: cysteine-type endopeptidase activity. Lineage: Eukaryota; Metazoa; Nematoda; Chromadorea; Rhabditida; Onchocercidae. The record is from RefSeq and is a predicted model, not a curated record. Gene Ontology annotation, cellular component: lysosome.